AUGGUCGCCGUGGUCGGCUCUCUCAUGGUACUGCUUCUGGCUCAGGUGUUGAUGGAAGGCGCGACGGGACUCAUCCCCGAGGUGGGCCGAAGGCGGUACAGCGAGUCGGGCCGACACAGCCCGCAGGAGUCGUCUGGCGUACUCCACGAAUUCGAGUUACGACUCUUGAGUAUGUUCGGCCUGAAACGCAGGCCGUCGCCCGGCAAGAACGCGGUGGUACCGCAAUACAUGGUGGACCUGUACCGCAUGCACUCCGCCAAUGGCGACCACAGCACCCGGCGGCCCAAAAGCAUGGGGAGACACGCCGAGAGGGCAGCCAGCGAGGCCAACACGAUUAGAAGCUUUCACCACGAAGAGUCUAUGGAGGCCCUGGCCAGCCUAAAAGGCAAAACAACCCAACAAUUCUACUUCAACCUCACUUCCGUCCCCGAGGAGGAGCGCAUCACCUCGGCGGAGCUUCGCAUCUACAGGGACCAAGUCAGAGGAGUCCCCGGCAACAGCUCUGCGAACUUCAGCUCGGCAGCCUCCGGCUUCCAUCGCAUCAACAUUUACGAGAUAUUCGGUGCGCCCAAAACUGGCAGUGGUGAGCCUCUGGUUCGCUUGCUAGACACCCGCCUGGUGCAGGACUCUUUUAGCCGGUGGGAGAGCUUUGACGUCAGCCCCGCCGUGUCUCAGUGGACAUCCGGGAACGGCCACAACCACGGCUUCCUGGUGGAGGUGCACCACCCGAAGGACUCAAAGGCGAACGAUGAGCACGCCCAGAGACGCGGCCGGCACGUGCGGGUCAGCCGGUCUCUGCACCAGGACCAGGACUCUUGGCCUCAAGCCAGGCCUCUGCUAGUGACGUACGGCCACGACGGGCGCGGGGACUCGGUGCUGCACACUCGGGAAAAGCGCCAGGCCACGCUACGCAAACAGAGGCGGAAGCACCAGCACAAGUCCAGCUGCAAAAGGCACGCCCUGUACGUGGACUUCAGUGAUGUGGGCUGGAACGAGUGGAUAGUGGCGCCCCCCGGCUACCACGCCUUUUACUGCCAAGGGGAAUGUCCCUUCCCCUUGGCGGACCACCUCAAUUCCACCAAUCACGCUAUUGUGCAAACGCUGGUCAACUCUGUGAACUCAAACAUCCCCAAAGCGUGUUGCGUGCCCACCGACCUGAGCCCCAUCUCCCUGCUUUACCUGGACGAAUACGAAAAGGUCAUUCUUAAAAACUACCAAGACAUGGUGGUAGAGGGAUGCGGCUGCCGGUGA
Molecule: messenger RNA, 1251 nt
Organism: Nerophis lumbriciformis (worm pipefish)
Lineage: Eukaryota; Metazoa; Chordata; Actinopteri; Syngnathiformes; Syngnathidae
Source: RefSeq, a predicted model, not a curated record